CUUUGGGAGGCUGUUCGACCAAAAGCCUGAAUUCGCCGGGCUCCGGAAAUCUUGUUUCUCUUCUCCGGACUGCGCCUCGGCCGGAACUCUAGUGCCCUAAGGUCUGGUUUGGCGCCGGACUGGAAAAGCAGACGGACGCACACGAAGAAAGUGGAGUACCCGGUCGCGAAAAGCGGAGAUCCGGGUGGAAGUCACUGGCGCGCUCCGGCGGGGAGGCCAGCAAGCACCGGCAGGCUGUUAGCGCGUCCGGGACGUGGGAAGGCCACACAGCCCCAGCAGGUGGAAUUGAGCUAUUUGCUGAAGCUUCUUUCCUUUGUAGCCCAGGGAGAAAUUUACAUUUUAUCUUACUAUGGCUUUGGUUCACAAGUUUCUGAGUAGCGCUUAUAUUUUCAGAAAAUGCCUGAAGCCAAGUGUUUCUUCAUGUCCAUUUUUGGGUAAUCGCUUUGCAGACUAUUGUUCUAGUAGUCUUCAGAAACCUGUGGCUGCUCCUGGCAAAACCUCCUCUCAAAGGAAUACUGAAGGGGAUUUGCAAGGACAUCACCAGAGAGAAGUUGCUUUGGAUAUAACCUCUCCAGAGGAAAAGCCGGAAGUUAGUUUUGAUAAGGCAAUUAAAGAUGAAAUAAAGAACCACUGCAGGCGUUUGAAGGAUGAUAUUGUGAAUUAUUGGAUCGGCCCUGAAGGCCGCCCUCUGCAUGAGGUCUUGCUGGAACAAGCCAAGGUUGUCUGGCAAUUCCGUGGAAAAGAGGACUUAGAUAAGUGGAUGGUGACUUCUGAUAAGACAAUUGGAGGCAGAAGUGAAGUGUUCCUGAAAAUGGGCAAGAAUAAUCAGAGUGCACUGCUGUAUGGAACUCUGAGCUCUGAGGCGCCUAAAGAUGGGGAAAGUGGCCGCAGUGGGUACUGUGCAAUGAUAUCCAGGAUUCCAAGGGGCCCUUUCGAGAGAAAGAGGUCUUAUGAUUGGUCCCAGUUCAACACUCUGUAUCUCCGUGUACGUGGAGAUGGUCGGCCUUGGAUGGUGAAUAUUAGACAGGACACGGAUAUAAUCCAGAGGAAGAAUCAAAUGUACAGUUACUUCAUGUUCACCCGUGGGGGGCCCUACUGGCAGGAGGUCAAGAUUCCUUUCUCCAAAUUUUUCUUCUCUAAUCAAGGAAGAAUCCGGGAUGCCCAGUACCAGCUUCUGCUUGAUAAGAUCUCUUCUGUUGGAUUCACCCUGGCUGAUAAAGUAGAUGGUCCAUUCUUCCUGGAAAUAGAUUUUAUUGGAGUUUUUGCUGAUCCAGCCCACACAGAAGAAUUUGCUUAUGAAAAUUCUCCAGAGCUUAACCCAAGACUUUUUAAGUAGUAGAGAUGGUAUGGUAAUUUUGUACUACCAAACUGCAUAGUAUCAUCCAUGAUGACAGAGACAAAAUAUUUAACAGCUUCCCAUUAACGGCUGGUAUGUAUUCCCCGAGACAAAGCUAAAUGCUGUUGCCAAGAAAGGCCCCAUAGUGGGAGACACAGCAUGAAACCAGGUUCUAAACUGCACUUCAGCUUAAAGAAUGCAAGUCCUGAUGUGGAGAUAAUAGGUAAAGAACUUAACUGUUUUGGAUUAGAAUGAUUCCUGUUAGGAACUAUUCCUGCCCAAGUUGGUAUUGUCAAAGCAGGGUGUCUCUAAGAUGAUUGUUGAUGUCUUUGUCUCUCUCUGUUCCUCAUAGGUUUCUUUUGUUUUCUAAUCCAUCAUUUGAGGAAAGGAGACUGUUAAAGAUUGCUAUACAAUUCAGUGAUUUUUUAGUAUAUUCACAGAAUUGCCAAUCCUUACCAUAAUUACCAUAAGCUAAUUUUAGAAAAUUCUAUCAAGCCUAAAAAGAAACUGUAAUUGAGUGCCCUUUGCAGGCACUCAUUCUCCCAGCCCCAGUAUCUAUGGAUCUACUUUCUUCAUGGGUUUAUCUUCUCUGGAUAUGUCUCCUACAAAUAGAAUCCAAUAAUAUGUGA
Molecule: messenger RNA, 1965 nt
Organism: Acinonyx jubatus (cheetah)
Lineage: Eukaryota; Metazoa; Chordata; Mammalia; Carnivora; Felidae
Gene: NDUFAF1
Product: NADH:ubiquinone oxidoreductase complex assembly factor 1
Exons: 5
Coding region: 350-1336 (328 amino acids)
Biological process (GO): mitochondrial electron transport, NADH to ubiquinone; mitochondrial respiratory chain complex I assembly
Cellular component (GO): mitochondrion
Source: RefSeq, a predicted model, not a curated record